AUGGCGGAGGUCGUCCCGAAAUUCACGCCCGGCCAGCCGCGCUACAGCCCCGAGACCUUCGGUGGCCGCCUGCGCAACAUCGCGAGCCAGCUGAACCCCUUCAUGCUCCUCAAGAGCGACGGCGACGUCGACGCGGCCAAGGCCCUGCUCCGGCGGCACGACGCCGGCGCCUCGAACGCCUCCGACGCCGAGCUCUGGGCCGCGCAGGAGCUCUGCGCCGCGCGCGUCCACCCCGACACGGGCGAGAACAUCCUCCUGCCGCUGUGCUUCGCGGCGUACGCGCCGAUGCAGCCGCCCAUCGUCCUGGGCAUGCUCUGGCCCGGCGGCGGCGCGCUGAACCAGGCCUUCUGGCAGUGCUACAACCAGUCCUACAACAGCGCCGUCUUCUUCGCGAACAAGAACAAGUCGUCGCCGGUGUCGGACGCGGACGCGGCGCUGUCGUUCGCCGGCUCCGUGGCCGCGUCCGUCGCGCUCGGCGUGGGCUGCACCAAGCUCGGCGCGUCCAUGACGCACCCCGUCUGGGGGCCGCGGGUCGCCGGCUGGGCGGGCUUCGCGGGCUGCGUGGGCGCGGGCUGGGCGUCGCUGCUCCUCAUGCGGCGCGACGAGCUCGCGAACGGCGUCAACGUCGUCGACGGCGACGGCGCGGUCCGCGGCCAGUCCCGGGUCGCGGCCCGCGAGGGCAUCGGCAAGUGCUGCGCGGCGCGCGUCGUCUGGAACAUCCCCGCCACCGGGAUCACGCCCGUCGCGCUCGCGGCCUGGCACGCGACGCCGCUCUGCGCGGCGCUGCCCUUCGCGCCGAAGAUGGCCGUGGACACGGCCAUCAUCACGUCCGGCAUCAUCGUCGGCGUCUACGGGGGCCAGGCGUUGUACGUGCAGCGCGCGUCCAUCGACGCGGCCGCGCUCGAGCCCGAGUUCCAAGGCCUGGCGGCGAAGGACGGGUCGCCCGUGACGUCCUUCACCUAUAACAAGGGCCUAUAG
Messenger RNA from Aureococcus anophagefferens, 978 nucleotides. RefSeq lists its product as hypothetical. NCBI's taxonomy places the organism in Eukaryota, Pelagophyceae, Pelagomonadales, Pelagomonadaceae. Gene Ontology annotation, cellular component: mitochondrial inner membrane. The record is from RefSeq and is a predicted model, not a curated record. Bases 1 to 978 code for a protein of 325 amino acids. The transcript has a single exon. Gene Ontology annotation, molecular function: monoatomic ion transmembrane transporter activity. Gene Ontology annotation, biological process: monoatomic ion transport; mitochondrial transmembrane transport.